Molecule: messenger RNA, 8871 nt
Organism: Closterium sp. NIES-65
Lineage: Eukaryota; Viridiplantae; Streptophyta; Zygnematophyceae; Desmidiales; Closteriaceae
Source: the annotation of a GenBank genome assembly
AUGAAGCACUCUCUUGUCGCCUCGACCGACCGUAACGGAAAUUCCGUCGUAGGAUCGAGCCCCGAGGCGCUGCGCGCCGAGCUCGCGGGAUGGCUGCAGGAUCGGAUCGUGCAGGCGGAGUCGCAAUUCCGCAGCGGGCUGUCCGUCGCGCCAUGGCAUUCGCAUGACAAGACGGGGAGCGCCACGGCGCGGGGGACAAACAGGGUUACCGGCGCUACCAACGCUACUAGCAGCGUUACUGCUGGCAGCGGCGGCGGUAGCAGGAGGAAGGUGGAGGGUUGGCGGGAGCAGCAGCAGGCGCUGCACCGCAUUGUCGAUUUUUGGAGACGAGCCGUGCAUCUGUACGGCAGCUACAAGCUGUGCCAGCUGCGCGUGCGCGUAAGCAGGCUGAGUGAGGAGCAGCGGCGGGCGGCGUGGGAGGAGCAGCACGAGCGGGGUGCGGAGAUACUUCACUCGCUCUGCACCGAAAUGCAGGGCUUCUUCCUCAAGGCAGGGCAGUUCCUAGCCAAGCCAGACAUGUCCCCCCCAGCCUGGGUGCGUCGUCUCGCCCCUCUCCACGACAGUGCGCCCGCAGACCCCUUCCCUCUCGUCCGACGCACCGUCGAGGCUGAGCUGGCACGUGCUGACGUGGCAGGGAGUGACGUGGCAAGCGCUGCUGACGUGGCACGGGUGCGGCUGGAAGACGUGUUUGCGGAGUUUGAGGAAGAGCCCGUUGGGUCUGCGUCCAUUGCCCAGGUGCACAGGGGCAGGUUGAAGGAUGGGCGCCGUGUUGCGAUCAAGGUGCAGCGCGCGGGAGCAGAGCGGUUGAUGCUGAUGGAUCUGGCAAAUCUGCGUCUCUUUGGCGCCUUCCUGCAGCGCGCCGAGCUCAAAGUGGACCUGCUGGGUCCCAUUUCUGAGCUGGAGCAGCAGAUCCGGUACGAGUUUGACUUCGAGCACGAGGCAGCAGCCAUGGAGCGCAUCAGACACGCCCUGGCACAGCGGGACGGGGGCGAGACGGCAGGGGGUAGGUGGGAGAGGCAUGGGGGGAUGCGGAGCAGCAGGCGCACAGGCAGACAUGGUGUGGGUCGUGGAGGGAUUAGCAGGGCGAAUAGGGUGGAGAGGGUGGAGAGGGUGGAGACGUUGGGGAGGGUGGAGCAUGCGGGGAAGAAGGCAAGGCCUGAGGAUCGACAAGGGGCACAUGUCAUUGUGCAAGGCGGGGCUGAAGGUGGUGGGCGGAGUGCGGAGAUGGACACACGGGCGUCACCUGUCAUUGUGCCAGCAGCCAUACCAGGCCUUGUCACCAGGGGCCUAUUGGUGAUGGACUUCAUAGACGGCACGCCCAUCCUGAGACUGCCUGAGGAGAUGCGCAAGCGAGGCAUCAGCCCCAGUGGCGCACUGGCAAGGCAGACCAAGAGUCGCAUAUUCUCAGCGCUAUCCACGGCGUAUGGCCGCAUGCUGCUGCAGCACGGCCACUUUCACGCAGACCCCCAUCCAGGAAAUAUCCUCGUGUGCGCGGGCGGCAGGGUGGCUCUGUUAGAUUAUGGGCAGACCAAGCAGCUUCCCGAAGCGUUGAGGCUCAAUCUGGCUCGCUUGGUGGUGGCAAUAGCCGAUGAGGACAUGCUGGCUGUGGGUUCGUGCUUCACGGCCAUGGGGAUAGAGACGGCCAAGACAGCCGGGGAGCACCCCAACAGCUUCCGCCGCAUGGCCAUGAUCAUGUUUGAUACCGGCUCUGGUAACGGAGUUACCAGUGCCAACCCGUUCGGGGCGGAGAGCUCACUCAAGAGCAAUGCCAUGAAGGCUUUCCCAGCAGACAUCUUCUUUAUAGUGCGCACCAUGAUGCUGCUCAAGGGCCUGGCAACUGGCAUGGGUCUGUCAUUCCCUUCCAUGACCGCUUUCCUUCCCAUCCCUCGUCAUUCCGCCCACCCCCACCAGAUCCUGAUGGUCGAUUUCGACUUCUUUGACGCCCAGCCGUCGGAUUACCACGGCGUGAAGGCGCUUCUGCGAACCUUCCUGGACGGCAAGCGGUGGGACCUGCCGGCCUUUGUGGACGCGGUCACCUCGGGAACUCCGGGAGGAGGCGCAGCCGGGGAAGGGGACGCUGCUGGCAGUGGUGGGGGUGGGGGUGGGAGUGGGAGUGGGAGUGGGAGUGUGGCAACGGUGGUGAAAGCAGGGGAUGAGGGGAGCAUUCUGGGGCUCUCUGCUUGCCUGCCGUUGAUCUGCAAGUCCAAGGGGUGGACGGCGGAUUUUGUCCGGUUCCUGCAUGAGGGGUGUGACAACAGGGCACAGUGGGACGAGCUGUGGAAGGUGAUGCAGAGGGGGCGUGUGGGUGUGGUGGUGUGCGAGCGUGUGGCCAACCUGCCCUUCCAACUCGUGCCGCACCUCUUCAGAAGCACACUGCAGCCCAUGCUGGAGAAGGGAGCACCGGUGGAGAAGUUCCUGAUUCUCACGCGCAUGUACCGCCAGACAGGCGGCAAGGCGGCAAGGAAGCAGGCCAAGGGAGCGGGGAGCAGCGCCUCAGAGCUGUUCUUUCCCAAGCCAGAGGACGAGCUGCUCAAGAAGGCACCUCAAAAGUCCACCAUGUGUCUCAUGUGCUCUGCUUGCUUCUUCGCACCAUUUCCCACCCAUCUGUUGCCAUGCAGCUCGCCACAUCAUCAUAUUCCUUCCCAGUCCAUGCUGACGUCAUGGCCUCCAGACAGCCGUUGCUUCCACCAUCUCCCGCCGUCCAUCGGCGAUCUGCCCGCGCUGGAGCACCUCGAGAUCAACGCGUUCGACCUCUUGAUGCUUCCCGAAACCCUAGGCCGCGUGGGAACCCUCCGAGUGCUCAAACUGGAAUCGGAGCGCCUCACAUGCCUCCCGGAUUCCCUAGGCGGGUUAUCCAAUCUCGAGGAACUCCAUCUGUCGCAGUGCGCUACGCUGACCGCCCUCCCGGAUUCGCUCGCCGAGCUUUCCCGCCUCUCCCGCCUCCGCCUGAGCGACUGUAGCGCGCUACAGCUUCUUCCGGCCGGCACAGCGCAGCUGACAGCCCUAGUAACCCUAGAAGUUGUCCGAUGCGAGAGGCUAGCGAGUCUGCCCGAAGACAUAGGGUGUCUGGUGAGGCUUGAGAGUAUGGAGUUAAAGCAGCUGCCGAGUCUGGUAGGGUUACCAGAGUCGAUAGGGCACCUGAGGGGUCUGCGAGUGUUGGAGGCGGAGGGGUGCGAUGCGUUGCGGGAGGUGCCUGAGUCCUGGGCGCAUCUGUCGGGGCUGGAGCGGCUGUGCGUGAAUGGCGCCCGGCAUUUGACCACCCUGCCGCCCUUCCGCGUUGCGUCCUCUGCGUUGGGUCUUGGUGGCGGGAACGCUGGCGGGUUGAGGGCGGGAGGUUCGGGUGGAUUCGGUUGGUUGGAGCGGCGUGAGCGGCAUAGGUCACUGGAUGAGCUGUCUCUUGAAGAUGCUUCGACUUCUGCAGGUGCUGCUGCUGAUGCUCAUGCUGAUGCUGCUCAUGCAUCAGCUGUCAGCACGCUGUUUGGCCUUACUGCGCCCGCAGCCCCCAACACCAUUACACCCAGCAACACAACCAGGUCACCUUCUUAUGCUGCUUCUGCUGCUGCUGCCGCCGCUGCUGCUGCUGCUGCUCCAGGGCCGUACUCUUUCCACGACCCACCCCUCCCUCUCACCAACCCUCCACACCUCUCCGCCACCCUUUCCUCUCUCCGUUUCCUGGAAAUUUCCGACUGUGCUUCGCUCAUUUCCCUGCCCGAAGACCUCGGGCAGCUUCCUGCCCUUGACACGCUGCUCCUGCUCAAGCUCCCGUCCCUCGAACGCCUGCCCGACUCUCUCGGGCAGCUGCCCGCGCUGAAAGUUUUUGGCCUAUCGCUCUGCCCGCGCCUGGAAGAGCUGCCCGUUUCCAUGGCGAACCUGCCCGUGCUACAGUGCCUGGUGAUACACGACUGCUGGCGAUUGGCUUCCCUCCCCCCCAACGCCCUGAAGCAGUGGGAAACCCUAACGGAGCUGAUUGUAGCGGAUUGCCCUGCUCUAGACGACCUUGGGUUUGGGCUGGAGGGAGCAGAGGGGGAGAGGGAGGGGGGGAGGAAGAGGCGGAGGUGGGCUGGUGCGGGAUGGAGGAGAGUGAGAGGGGGAGGGAUGGAGGGAGCGGGGCGAGGGGAGGGGAGUGGGAUGGGGAGGAGGAGGGUGGGGAAAGCAGGGGUAGAUGAUGAUGACGAUGAAUUUGAGGGAGAUUCUUCAGACGAGGAGGAUGACGAGAGUUACGUGAGUGACGAGGAGGAAGAGGAGGAGAGUGAGACUGAUGAUGGGGAUGAGGACGAGGGCAAUAGAUCAGAGGACGAAGAGGAGACGUGGGACGAUGACUCUCCCGUGCACUUCCCCUUCCCUACCACCACAUCCACAUCCACAUCCACAGCCACCGCAUCGUCCUUGCGACCCCCACACAUCGCAUCAUCUUCCGCAUCACCAUCAGCAGCAGCAUCGUUCAGGCCGGCACGCCAUCUGCACCACUACGAGAGGGUGCUCUCGCGCCUCUCCCACCUGCAUUACCUCGAGGGAUGGCUGUCCGGCAGCCCGCCUCUGCUCGCCUACUUUGAAAACUCCUUCCCCCACGGCCUCUACUCCUCCCUGCGCCUCUCUGCCGCUCCUGGGCCGUCCCCUGCGUCCUUCAAUCUUCCUCCUCCGUCGUCCAGCCCGUCAGCUGCUUGCAACCCUCUGCUGUCUGGCAUCCCCCCACCUCCGCCUGCCUCUGCUUCGCUUGGUGCUGGGAAUUUCGUGCCUGCAUUUGUCUCGCCAGCAGUCACUCCUCUAGCAGCCACGUCAGCAGCAGCCACAUCGGCAGCAGCAGCACCUACCACUGCACCGCCACCACCGCCACCACCACCGCCGCCACCACCACCACCAGCAGCAAGGGCUCUUGUUGCAGCAUCCACUAGCAGCGCUACCCCCAUCAGCAGUUUCUUUUCGUUCAGUGCGGCCUUUGGCCUGGGUGGAAGCAGGUUCGGCACAGAUGGUGCAGCUAGCACAGCAGCAGGUGGCAGCGGCGCUGCAGCAGGUGGAGGAGGAGCAAAGGAUCAAGGCAGAAGCAGUGCUCUCAGCAGCACUCCCAGUAGCAGCAGUGCGUUCGGCAGUGCUCCCAGCAGCUGCGCUCCCAGCAGCAAUGCUCCGGCUGAAUCAAACCCGAAUCCCUUCACAGAAACCAGACCUGCCACCACCACAGCUACCACCACCACUGCUGUGAAUUCUAGCAUCCCCGUUCCGUCUCUCACCACCACAGCUACCACCACCACUACUGCUACUGCCACUGCGAUUGCCACCCCCACCGCGACAACCACAGCCACCACCACCGCCACUACUGCCGCUGGGGCAGCUACUAGAACCACCAACCGAGUCUUGGGCGGCGCACUCCCCCGUCUGCACAUUCUCGUGGUGGACGGCUGCGGUUUGGACUAUCUGCCGCCCGGUCUGCUGCAGCUGCCCGAGGUGAAGGCAAUUGGAUUCUGCGGGCGGCACGGCGUGGGGUUUAGGGACAAGCAGGCGCCAGGGAGGGAGGGGUUUUCCCAUCACGCGUAUACAUCUGAAGCUUACCGUGCCGCUCACCUCCUAAUUUACAGCACCGCAAACCCCUUCAGAGCAGCCGCUGAUUGGUCCGCACUUGAUGGUAGCUCAUCCCAGGCCUGCUCUAUCGGCGCCUAUAAACGAAGUCCUGAUCUGUUCCGCGGAAUAAAGGAGAGUCCUGACCUGUUCCGUGGAAUAAAGGUGGCGAGGCUGCUGGUAGCAGCGCCCUUCCUGCUGGCGUUCCUACUCGCCUCGCUCACCUCCCCGGUGCUCAUACCCGUCUUCCUCCUAGCCGCUGUGGCCGUGCUCUUUGCCUCCCUGCUCGCCUCCUGGGUGCGGUCCAGGGAUGAUGGAGGGAACACCCUCAGACAGGUGACAGCAGCGGUCCAAAGGGGAGCGUCCACACUGCGAGCAGCCGUAACAGCGGCAGCAGCCAAGGCGGUGCUAGUGGCCACCAUGCUGGUGGCACUCAUCCACCUCUCCCACCAGCUCUCGCCUCAGCAGGAGGCCACCGGGGUGCACCGCUCCCUGCUCGCCUUUGUCUCGCUGCUCUCCUUCCUCCUGGGAGGCUCCUGCAUGGCUCUUGCAGCGCACGCUGCUGUGUGGGUGUCCGUGCCUGCUGCUGCCAGGAUUGCUGCUGCUGCCAGGCGAUCCCCCCAAGAGGCCCUUCAGGUUGCAAUCCGAGCAGCGGGAGCAGCAGCGCUGGUGGUGGCAGCAGUGCCGGUGGUGGGGCUGGGCAUCAACUACAGCGCCCUGCUCGCCUUCUUCCACAUGCACCUCGCCCCGCUCCCCGCCUCCCUCACUGCACAAAAACGAAGAGGCGUCUCCGCCACUGCUGCCUCGGCCGCUACUGCGGGUUCAGCUAUGGCUUCAGCAGGCCUUAAGCCCACUGAUUGUAAGCAAGCAGUGAAAAGCCGAAAAUAUAACGCAACUUCACUCUCUUGCCUCAUCUUGAUUCUGCCUUUUAUCCUCUCCUCCGUACCUCACCUUCCCUCCAUCCUCCCCCUACUCACCCCUCCCACCGCAGUGCCGGCAUUGCUUGUCUGCUUCUGUUUCGGGGCGGCAGUGGUGUCUCUCUUCUACCACCUCCCGCCGUCCAUCUUCUCCCGCUCCCUGGCUCUGGGCCACAAGCUUAUAUCGAGGAUGGACAGAAGCGCAUCUGAGGCGGCAGGAGGGGGCGCCAAUGUUGUUGCUGUUGCUGACAUGGUGGGGGUGGGCACGGCGAGGGGGGCAGCGAGGGCGUGUGAGGCGUUCUGCCUGGCUGCAGCGGAGGCAGUGGCAUCGAUGGUGCUGGGGGCGCAUGUGGCACAGCACUGCGCCAUCGACAACCCAACAGGGUUCAUUCUUCUGCCCCUCGUGGUGCUCUCUCUCGACCUCCUCACAUCAGCCGCAGCCAUACUCUCCGUCUCUGCUGCUGCUGGCUCCUCCCGCCUCCCUCACUCUCUCCCCGUCGACUCCUCUUCCUCUUACUCCUCCUCCUCCUCCCCCUUCUCCUCGCACUCGCCGCUCUUCCGCUCCUCUCCCCGCUCGCCCAUGGUGCGGGGAUCAGUGCUGCCCACAGCAGCAGAGGAGGUGGUGGGGUGUGUAUUCAACGGAUACGCGCUCUCGCUUGUGCUCGCUGUCUCAUCAUUCGCCCUGGCGACCAGGUGGUUGCUAUUCACGGAGCAGGCCCCUCUAGCCUGGCUGCACUUCUUCUUCUGCGCCCUCCUCGGAAUGCUCUCCUCCAUCCUCCUCCUCCUCUCCUCCUCCCUCCUCUCCGCCCCGCACCUCCCCCCCGUCCGCUCCCUCGCAAUCGCCUCCUCCUCCGGCCACGCAUCCAACAUCUCCUCCGGCCUCGCCCUCGGGAUUGCCGCCGCCGCGCCGCCAGCUGUCAUCGUGGGAUUGGCCGUGGCGGCGGCGGUGUGGCUGGGGCGGAAUUCGGGGCUGGUGGAUGGGAAGGGGGAGCCUGCAGGGGGGCUGCUGGGCCUGGCUGUGGCGGUGAUGGGGAUGCUCAGCAGCGGGUGCUUCUCCCUCACCACGGAUCUGUUUCAGCUGGCUGUUUCGCAUGCCGGCCUGCUUUGUAAAAUGAUGGCACAGCACCAGAAGCAGCAGCAGCAGGGGCAGAUGCAGCAGAUGCAGGAGUUCAGUCUCGGCCCGGCAGCACAUGAUGUGAUGCAGGACGCACAUGGCAUGGCAGCACACAGCAUGGCAUCACAUGGCAUGGACGCACAUGGCAUGGCAUCACAUGGCAUGGACGCACAUGGCAUGGCAGCUCACAGCAUGCCAUCACAUGGCAUGGACGCAUAUGGCAUGGGCAUGCAAGACGGAGGCGGCAUGUCUUCAGACCAUAUGGCAGCAGCAGGAGGAUCACCGCAUCUGUUGCAACAACAAGUAUCCUCAGACGCAGCUGCAGCAACGGGAGGGGUAGGUGGAGGGGUAGCGACAGGAGAGAUGGCAGCAGGAGGGUUUGCAGCAGCAGGCAGCACAGGGGACUCCUCAUCCUCGUUACAGUCGUCUUCGUUACAAUCCUCCGCGCUUCCUCCCCACGCUCCCUCAUCUUCAGCAUCAGCAUCCCCAGCAGCGGCGGCCGCGGCAGCAGCGGCAGCGGCUGUGGUACGGACGCCAGUCAGUCCCUUGGAGGCAGCAGCAUCAGCUGUGGCGUCGGCUACUCGGGGCAUGGGGUGUGGUGCCUCCUCGCUCUGCUCUCUGCUGCUUGUGCACGCCUUUGUGGCCCUUGUCUCCUCUUACUCCAGCACAGCACUGCACAAUAUUGACCUGCUGCGGCCAGAGCUGCUAGUGGCGUGCAUGGUGGGGGCGGCAGUGGUGGUGGGAGGCGUGGCGAUGGCAGGUUCUGGGGUGACGCGGUGCACGGCCAUUGUUGUGCGAGAGGGACGCAGACACCUGCACCACCGAGCCGAGGAGAAGCAGGCAUACCCGAGGGCGCCCAUGGUACUGGAUGACCCAUCUCGCUUCGUGGCUGCAGUGGCGGCUGUGAGCCUCAGGGAGCUGCUGCUGCCAGGCCUGCUCGCUGUCGCUGCUCCAAUCGCCAUGGGCAUCAUAGUGCGGUCAGUAGGCAAAGCCACCCUCCAGCCUCUCUUGGGAGCACGGGCGGUGGCGGCGCUGCUUCUAGUCGCGGUGCUGGUGACGCUGCUCCUGGCAGCGCUCUUCAACGGGGCUGGCAGUGCGUGGAGGGGCGCCAGGGAUGUGGUGGAAGCAGGGCACUUGGGAGGGCCGGGGAGUGAAGCACACAAAGCCACCAUCACUGGCGACACGGUUGGUGGUACUCUGCGGGAGACACUAGCACCCACACUUCACAUCCUGCUCAACCUGCUUGCUACAGCUGCUCUAGCGGCUGCUCCCCUGUUCUUUGAACACUAA